UAUGAAAUCAAACGACCAUCCGGAAAGUGUAACAUUGAAAAAAGAACGAAAGAAGCGGAUUACACUGGCCGUGGUCAUCGUCGCCACCAUUGGACCGGGCGUGUCAUGAUGGUCAGAAGAGAGAGGUUGUGUCUCGCCGGAGCUGUGCGUGGUGCCACGCCCGCGGCCGCCGGGUCGCUGCUGCACCCGUCCGCGCCCGCACGCAGGCCGCCGGCCGCCGUAUGUAAACAAGGCGUCGGUGGCGGAGCGACGCCGCCCGCCGCGCCGCGCCGCGGCCGCCGCUCAUUGGUCGCCGCCACCGAUGAGUGCUAUAUGGCUGUAAGCGCCGCCCCCCGGCAGCCGCCAGCGAUUGGCAUAACAUUCUGUUUGAUUACGCUAAAUUGCCUGGAGCGGCGCUUUUGUCAUCGUCGGACAAGUGGCGGCGCGCGGCGCGGCGGCUCGGGCGGCUCGGCCGUCAGUCGCCGCGGGACGCCCGUACCUACCACGGGGAGCGCCAUGGCUGCGGAGCCGGACGCCACGGAGGACGCGGCGGCGUCCGAGUGCUGCGCGCCGGGCCCGGUCGGCCUCAACCUGAGCACCCGGCCGCGCGCCUCGUUCAUGAUCGGCGACAUCCUGGCGCGGCGGCCGGCGCUGCUGCGGCUGGCCGCCCCGCCGGCCGAGGAGCGAGCCUCGUCUCCCGACUCGACGGCCAGCGGCCGCGCCAGCCCGACCCGUCUCAGCGCCUGCGGCGACAAGCCAGAUUCAGAGGAGGAGGCGGGCUCGGCCACCGCCGACUCCCAGAGCGGCGCCGGUGGUAAAAAGUCGCGGAAGGCGCGGACGGCAUUCACUGACCACCAGCUACAAACGCUGGAGAAGAGCUUCGAGCGACAAAAGUACCUGAGCGUCCAGGACAGAAUGGAGCUGGCGGCCAAACUCAACCUGACCGAUACACAGGUCAAGACCUGGUACCAGAACAGGAGAACAAAGUGGAAGCGUCAGACGGCCGUCGGUCUGGAGCUGCUCAGCGAGGCCGGCAACUACGCGGCCGUUCAGCGGUUGUACGGCACGCCGUACUGGCCAGCGGCGCCUGCCUCCAAUCUGGACUUUUACUACCGUCAGGCGGCGGCGGCGCUGGCGCAGCGCUCAGUGGCCGUUCCACGGCUGCUGCUGCCGCCGGCCGCCGGCGCCGGGCCGCCAGCCGCGCUCAGCCCCUUCGGCGGCCUCCAGUCGGCGGCCCACUACCUGACAGCGCUCUCAGGCACCUCCAAGUCAGGCGCCGAGCACACAUGAGCUGCUGAGACGGUUAUCAGUCUAACCCCGACCAAACGGGGAGCGAGUCAGCCCUGGGUCCGUGGUGGGUGAGACACGGCCGCCUCGAGGACCCAACGUUCCUACCAGGGGCGAGAGGGCCCGGCAGUCAGUAUCACCGAGCGCGGCCCGCUACUGCGUCACGAGGCCAGCACCAGCGGCAACUCAGGUGUGUGCUCUCACCGGCAACCAAAGACCAAGUCACCCGCUUGACCCCAGCCGCUGAACUCCCGGCCACGGUCGCCUGAAAAUAAUUCUGCGAUAUCCGCGACUUUUGUUUCUCCCAGAACCGUUGAACAUGUGAGACGCGAAUUCGAGGCAGCCGGUGAUUAUUGGCCGGGUAUGCAGUUUAGUUGACCCAGCACCGUAUUAUAUGGAGCGUGUGAAGUGAAUGCAUAGUAUAUAUGUGUAUGUGUCGGGCGCCAAGGCAUCUGACAGUGUUUUACGUUUGUGGAAGGUGUAUACUUCCCCUGGGGCAAUCCCUUGCUAUCAUAACGUAAUUGUUGCAGAGCGCUGUUUGAGCGAGUAUUGACAGCGUCAGAGAUUCAUUCGAUUGUGUUAAAGGGGUAAGUAGUUAUCUACAUGUGAAGCAGAGCCGCUUAUAUACCAAUGUUGUUUGAGGUUCGACAUUUCUUGUCAGCGUUCCGUGCAUUUACUUAUGUAUGUAUAGGUAAAUAUGUGUUCAAAGUCUUUUUGUUUGCGAAGUGUACUCAUCUUUCAAAGCACUUGUCCUGUUACUGCAUUUUUGGACACUGAAGUCUAACGUCAACUUGUGGAGAAAAGUGAUGUUUCGGCUAGACGGAAUGCC
Amphibalanus amphitrite is the source of this 2095-nucleotide messenger RNA. Its product is annotated as barH-like 1 homeobox protein. Gene Ontology annotation, biological process: regulation of DNA-templated transcription. Gene Ontology annotation, molecular function: DNA-binding transcription factor activity, RNA polymerase II-specific; DNA binding. The record is from RefSeq and is a predicted model, not a curated record. Lineage: Eukaryota; Metazoa; Arthropoda; Thecostraca; Balanomorpha; Balanidae. Bases 106 to 1269 code for a protein of 387 amino acids. The transcript has 4 exons.